This is a messenger RNA of Toxorhynchites rutilus septentrionalis, 7345 nucleotides long. RefSeq names its product titin homolog. Gene Ontology annotation, cellular component: nucleus. Lineage: Eukaryota; Metazoa; Arthropoda; Insecta; Diptera; Culicidae. The coding region runs from base 429 to 6455 and encodes 2008 amino acids. Gene Ontology annotation, molecular function: histone binding. The record is from RefSeq and is a predicted model, not a curated record. The transcript is spliced from 8 exons. Gene Ontology annotation, biological process: positive regulation of transcription by RNA polymerase II; DNA damage checkpoint signaling.
GUGACAGCUAACGCGUCGCUGGCCAACCAGCCUCUCUUGGCAACGCUGGCUCGUAUGCAUUGAAAAGUACAGCGACUCGUUCGAGCUCGGCGAAACAGAAAUUAGUCGUGUUUUUUGCGUUAUUCCGUGUCGAAACCGGUGAUAAUCGAAAGUAUUGGGUGUGCCACGACAGAAAACGGUGAAAAAUUUCCGGUGAACGUUAAUCUUCGUAGUGAUAAUUGUAGAAAGAUUCAGCCAUUCGGCCGCUGCUGGACAUCUUUCUUCGCUGUGUGUGAAAUAUUCCGUGCAAAGAGCAGCGUUCCGAACGCACCCGCUCUUGGUUGGUGUGACAAGGACCGCAAACGGUAUACGCCGUCAAGGGAGAGAAAGAUAGAAGCGCGGGCUAAAGAGAAGAAAUAAAAGCUAUAUAGCGUUAAAACGGUGGAAAAAUGGAUGCGGAAUCAAGCUUAGCGGAGAAGGUCGAAGUCGCUCCAAACAAUGGUUCCAGUGUCGGCGAACCAGCGGAUCCGGUCGCACUCAAGGAGAAGGUAGCCGAUGACUUGAAGUCUGCCGCCACACUCAAAGGUGGUGGAGAUGGCCCAACGCUGGAUGUUCCUCUGGAAAAAGACGACCUGCUGGAGCGAUUGGACAAGAUAGAUACCUCGGCUACGGACGGUACAUCCAAGGCUGGCGCAAACAACUCGGUAGCUAACGAUGUAGAUAUGGAAAAUGACGAUCUAAUUCAGCGGCUGGAAGCAAUGGAGAAGGGCGAAGAGGAGGAAGAAAAAGUGACGACUGCAACGUCUACGGCUGUCAACGAGGAACUAAAAGAUGUCACAACUGAUGCAAGUCAUCAGAAUGGGUUGGAGGAAUCACCCAAAGCAGCGGAGUCCUUACUGGAGAAGGAAGAUGAGCCGAAGAACGAAGAACAACCGACGAAAAAGGAUGUUGAGCUGGAGAAAAAAGAACAACCGGCGAAUAAAGAUGAUGAGCUGAAGAACGAGGAGCAACCGACGAAAAAGGAUGUUGAGUUGGAGAAAACAGAACAACCGACGAAUAAAGAUGAUGAGCUGAAGAAUGAGGAGCAACCGACAAAAACGGAUGUUGAGUUGGAGAAAGAAGAGCUACCAACGAAUAAGAAUGAUGAGCUGAAGAACGAAGGGCAACCGACGAAAAAGGAUGAUGAGCUGGAGGACGAAGGGCAACCGACAAAAAAGGAUGAUGAGCUAGAGAGAGAAGAUCAACUGACCAAUAAAGAUAAUGAGCUGGAGAAAGAAGAGCAACUGAUGCAGAAGGAUAAUGAAGUCGAGGAUAUGGAUGUGGACUCUGAAGAGAAAAAAGACGAUGUAACAUCGUCGGUUUCCACAGCAGCGUCCGAAUCCACACUAAAUGGUGAAUCGAGUUUUGGUACCGAGGAACAUCCAACUAGUUCCGUAAAACGACGUCAUUCCGAAGAUGAAGAAAUGGAAAAUCCUGAACCAUCAAGUAAAAAACUUCACGUUGAAGAGACUGACGAUAGUUUUACUGAAAAGCUUACAUCGGACGAGAUCACCCAAACAGAAGUAAAGAUUGACGAACAGAAACAAUCUGAGCCAAUUAAUGAAUUAGAAAUAAAGGACAAUCCACCUGUAGCAGAGAAAGAAGAGUCUUCAACAAUCGAUGACGCCAAAAUUGAGAAUGUUCCCGAAAACAAUGAAAUGGAAGUGGAACCAUCCAACUCUGAUUUUGUGCCGAAUAACGAAUCAAAGGAGGCGAGUGUAGAAGAAAAUUUUCCAUCGGAAGACUCAGCACCUCCGCCAGAGCCGGAUCCGUCACCGGAACCAUCAUCUACGUCUGAAAAGCUGGAUGUCACUGCAAAAAUUGAACCCGAAAAAGAUAAACCGGAAACUGAUGGAAAAAUAACAACGAUGGAAGUUGAUAAUAAAACAGCAGAAACCCCUCAAGCUGGUAAAGAGAAGCAAGUUGAACCGGAAGAGGAUGAUAAUUCAACAAAAGUCAUUGAGAGUUCAAAUACUGAAACAGAGGCGGUUGUCAGAAGUCAGAAGCAACCGGAAGAAAAAUCAACACUGGUUGAGGAGGAACCACAGCCAGAUAAAAAACCAACACUGGUUGAGGAGGUACCACAACCGGAAGAUAAUACAACAAUUGUUAACAAAAAAUCAGAACCAGAAGAAAAUACAACACUUGAUGAUAAGAAGCCCGAGCCAGAAAAAAGGACAAAUCAUGUUUCUGAAGCAGAACAAGCAGAACAAAACACAAACAGUGAACUAGAUGGGAAAUCGGAAGAAAUCGCAACUGGAGAGCACCCGGAAACUCCACAAAAAGAAGACAAUGAGGAACAUGGAAAACCGAUAGUACAAACUGAAACUGUUUCGGAAGAGAGCAUUGUCGAAACAGAAGAUAAAACAACUGAAAGUUUGACCAGCACUAACGAUCAAAAGGUUGAGAAUAUUACGGAAGAGAAUAUUGUUGAUAGCAAAGAUAUCAUCGUGUCGGAUAUAGCAAUUGAUUCGUCAGAUUCUAAAGAAAAGGAACCAGCAAAAAAUGAUGACUCAGUUGUUGAAACGAAAGCAACAGCAGACGAACAACAGGCGGAAUCAUCUUCGCAAGGAGAUGUGGAAAAUGUUCGGGAACCUCCAAAUACUGAUGUUACUAAGCAGGCCGAGAAAAUCGAGUCUGAAUUCGUAAAUCAAGAUCCUGAAAUAAUCAACGAUGAAGAGUCCUCCUUGGAUUCGAAAACGGAGAAAUCAACCACAAUGGAAGUUGAUGAAGUAAACAGUCCUACAUCAGAGCCUAAUAAUGAUAAUGCUCCGAAAUCUAUGCAAGAUGAUGAUGCAAAACCAGCACCAUCUACCGAUGAAGUAGAACCAAAUACGGAGUCUCUUCCCGAUACAGAUCCUAACACCGAGUCGGAGUCGCAAAUGAAGGAUCUACCACCGAAUUCGUCGUCUGUUUCAACGCCAAAAGCUGACGAAGGGAUUAGCUCUUCUACCGAAUCAAAGGACGAGAAAGUUGAUGCUAGCUCAACCAUUGAGACCACCGUUUCGGAAGAGAAACAAGAAGAGAAAGUUUCUGAGGGUGAAACUGUUACCAGUUCUGACGAGAAACCUCCAGUGACGCCUGGCACAACACCAGAGAUUGAUUCCAUGCAGGAAUCGAAUACUCAUAGCAGGACGACAGACGAUACUGUCGAAGAAGCAAUGGAGGUGGACAGUGAAUCGAUUGAGGUUGCAGAAGCGAGUUGUACUAAACAAGUGGCAUAUGUAUGCACCGAUGAGCCGAAGGACCAGACAUCAACUAAGAAUGAAGCUCAACAAUCGGAGGCACUCAUCGUUGAGGAGUCUCCUCCCGCUCCAGUGGUUGAGGAGCAUGCUGAAAAAAUGGAAGUAGAUUCAGCGGGACCGACGCAGAGUAAAUCGGGCGUUGAUGCAAUAGCCACUGCAAGCACCGCCCCAGUGGAAUCGGAACAAUCAGAAUCAAGUGUAAAUGUUGCCAACAUUGCCGAUAGUCAAAGCGAAUCCACAGCUUCAGCGCAUAAUAAAAAUUUAGACGCCACAGAAGGACCAGCAGAUGAAGCCAAUCAAAUAAGCUUGUCCAAGACUUUAGAUGACAGUAUUGAAUGUUCGCUACCGACUUCCAGCUCUGAUAAGCUUGCCGACCGAUUGAAACAGCGGCUGGAUAUGAUGUCCAACGGAAGCAGCACUCCGCACGCUACCGUUAGCUCUAGCAAUGUUUUUAACUCCACACCGAUCCAGAAACAGUUUGAGAUCAGCUCGGAAAAUGUUAGCAAAAUUACGCGCAAUUCAGUGGACAACAGUCGGCAGGAUGAAGAAGAGCACAGUGCGAUUGUGAACGAUAAUUCGAUUGUUGACGAUAAGGAGGGAGCAGUUGCUUCUACAUCCGGCACUGCGGUGACUCCUAAGGAAAUUCAUAGCGACGCGAUAGAAACGAGUGAAAAGUCCAGCAGUGCUGUAGUCAAGAGCGAAAACAGUACGAAGUCAGAAACGGAAACAUCAGAAGUUGAUUCCUGCACAGCGUCUUCCGGAUUCAACACUGCCGAUGAAAUCAAUUUGUACACAAACAAUGCUCGAAAAUUCAAUGGCAUCUCUUCAACUUCUGGUUCUGAAUUGGAAGUGAAAUCGAAAAUUAUUCCUUCAAGUAUCACUUCAACUGCCGCCUCGGCAAUAGUGGUGGAUAAACUGGAUCUCACACCGGCUCUCACAGCUGAAGAAGCGCUGUACGAAGUAAGUGUUUGGUUUGACGGUAGCGAUCUGCAGUUCCUGUCUGUGGAAAGGACGGAACACAAACUACCUGACGCGACGUCUCUGAACACACCGAAGAUGCCAGCUUCCCAUCAGGAUAUGAUCGCCGGAGUCGACACCCCGAACAAAUCUUCCAGUGGAAGUGUAUCAAGUAUAGGCCCAUUUUCGCUCCCGCUCGCAAAACCUACCACCGAUUCGGCGUUGUCCCAUUCUAGCACAAGCUCAUCCGGCACAACGUCACAAAUGAAGACCCAGUUGCCCAGAAUGAAGCAAACCGUGCGAGGAGCAAAAGCACUAGCCAGUUUAAUGAUUGAAGAGUUUACCAAGAUCAAACGUGCGUUAUGUAAAGAUGAUGAACUGCAUGAUCUCGAACCUGUAGAAUCGACACCAAGAAAAGCUUCCAAAUCAAGACCAGCAGCUUCCUCCACCAAGAAAGGCACCAGUGGACGAGGUCAAAAACGAACGCACACCGAUUCAGAGACUACCGAAGGGGAUGAACCAAAGCCAAAAGCGAAACAGGCAAAGAAAAACAUUAAAUCCGCCGUCGAACCUACCACACCUACAACAAGUACUCCCAGGGUGGCAGAGUCGGAAUCGACACCCGAUCUUGCCAAACAGCACGAGGAGGCGUACUGCUGCCUAGCUCGAUGGACCGACCGAAAGUAUUACGCUGGUAAGAUUACGGGAUACAAAGGGGACAACAAAUUCAUGGUGUUAUUCGAGGAUGGAGCCUCGAAAGCACUUUCAAAAGACGUUAUUGUGUUUGGCGAGAAGGAUACCCUUCCAAUCAUUGGCCAUUCUGUCCACGCACUCACCGGUGGAGAUACGUACGAACCGGGUUUCGUAACUGAAAUCAAACGAAAUGAAGCCAACGAGGUCAUCUACGUAGUACAGAUUGGUGACGGAAGCAUCGAGGUGACCGCUUCCGAUAUGUAUCUGAAUGAUGAGCAAGCGAAGGCGAUAAAUAGGGCAUGCAAGGCAACGCAGGAUGUGGCGGACGAAAGGAACAGUUCGAUGCAUUCCCCGCAGAGCAGUGGCAGGUGGGGUGGGAGUGCCUCGAAUACCCCAGUCAUACAAACCCCGGAUGAGAAAAUCACCACAAGCGCAGAGAAGGGUUCGAGGUCCACUAGGAGUAAACGUGGGGCCGACAAACCGCAAACACCCGUCACCCCAGAGGCCGGCUAUUCGGGCGGCGUUGGCAAAAAGGGUCGUCGCGGUCGGAGCAAAACCCAACCAGUACAGGCAUCGGCGAACACCUCAGAAUGCAGUGACAUUUCGGACAUCGUCGAGCAAAAUGUACCCAUUCCGAACAGUCCUGAAUCUGGGAUCGAAUCUGUGGACGGAGUUCAACCGGAACUACAAAAAACUGAGAAAGAAUCGGAAAUAAAAAAGAUGUACCUAGUGGCGAAAUACUUGGGCAACGAACACGAGCUGGAUGAUCUGCUGGGUCCACUACCGUGCUGUAAGACUCUAUUCAAAAAUAAGCAUUUCAUUUUAACGUGCACCAUUCCCCCAAAGGGGAUGACCGUAAGCGCUGAUAUGGAUAAAGGCGACAUGAAGAACAGAUAUGUUCAGUUCAGCACUGUACCGUUUAUUAAGGAUCAUCUUAGGAAACAAAUUGAAGCCGGUGGUGGAAAAGUGUAUCGACAUUUUGAAGACAUUCCAAAAAGCAAGUAUAAGGCUUGUAAACUGAUUGCACCACAUCCUUGUGCCACUGCCAAAUAUGUACAGUGCCUGGCGGUAGAUAUACCGGCUGUAUCCCACGAAUGGAUUAUCGAAUGCUGCAGAACGCUGACAUCUCUCGACGUGAAACCAUUUGCGUUACCUGCCGGCUGGUCUCUGAUUGAGAAUCGCUACAUUCGUUGGAGCUGUGGCCGAGGAGUAGAGCAACGAUCAACUAAAAAUCCUUUCGUAGGUUAUUGUGUGAACAUUGCCAGCAUGAAUAAAGAUUUCACCGAUUUCUGGAGUAAAGUGUGCAAAAUGGCCGGUGGAACAAUUCGAAUUAUCAAAUCAGAGCCGGAUCUCACCCCGAAUCUCAGCGGAUACAUGCUGACGGAUCAGGAAUUUCCCGAGGAAAUAAAAUCGAGAGGCUCCAGCUAUGGACUGCGGAUUGUUUCCACGGUGUGGGUUGUGCAGAGUCUAAUCGUUGGUCGCGUCUGUCCGCCGGAGUGUCAUGAAAAGUUAACACAAAUUUACCAGGAUGAUGAUUACUGAAUCUAUUCCUUAUGCUGUUAUUGGUGCUGAUGCGAUUUAUCGCGUUUUAAUGUGUGUGUACCGUUGUUAGUUCAUAUCAAAUGAUGUUAUUAACUUUGAUAAAUAAAUAUUCAGAACAUCAUUAGCUGAAUAGAAUACACGAUUCAACACACUUAUAGGUUCUAUCAAAUUACUUUUGUUAGUCUGAAUGCUUCAGGUGAGUAAUUUUCUAUUUGUUUCAGUUUAGUCAUGUUCAAAUUGUCUUGGAUUAUUAGGGAUGCUCAUACGUGCAAUAUUUUACACAUUAAAUGUAAUCAAACAGCAAGAAACCCUCGAACUAACCGAUGAACUGUUAAAUUCAGUGAUAUAUCUGAAGCCCACAUUCAAAAGGCUGAAUAAGAACGUACUAACAGAGAAAGCAAAAACUGGUUCAACCGCUUGAGUGCGGUAAUAAUUUUUAUUGACCUUUUGCCCCUCCGGAAGCAAAUCCGCUUGGACAACAAAAAUCCACUACAUAUCAAAAUUUGCCAAGCAAAAAAUGUUAACUUGUCCUUAAUGACGCUCUAAACAAACUAAAUGACCGCGCCUAAAAUUGGCAUUAAAACCACUGACUGUAGUAUCAACUUGAAUAAAUAAAAAAAAGUCAGCGGGAAGAUUUAGAAUUACAUAUUGACAGAAUGGAGAGCGUGGAAUGUCGUAGAACAUAUUGGGGGUACAAAUUGAAAAAAAAAUCUAGAUUCUAUUGCUUAUUGCUCAUCCAUUUUUCAAUGGUUUUUGCAUUCAUCUACCAAUCCAUCAAAAUAUGCCGGAACUCAUCCGCCUUUUUUUGACAUUUGCUCUCAAAAUUUGCUUCGCACUCAAACGGUUAAGAAAAAGCUGAAAUCUAAUUUUAUCCUGAGAAGAGUGAAAAU